AAUACUAUGUAGACAUCUCGCUAGCUCGGCCGUAUAUACGUAUCGUGCGAAAUAACCAUCGCACGAUUCAGACUAUAUCGAGCAAUCGCAGCAGGUUGUCGCAGUUCUGCUAUAAGCGACAGCUGCAUUAUAUACGCGAUAAGGAUCGGUGUUGCGCGCUGUCAUUGACUGGUGUCUGCUAUCGGAGACUCCAGUCGCGCGCAUGCUGCUCACUAAAGCAGCUCUCGUCCAGCAGUUGCUGCGAUCGUCGUUUCGUCGCCCGUCGUAUCCGCGAAGCAUGGCUACCUCCUUCAACGGUAAGGUUGAUCGAUACGACGGUAUCACGGUCGAUUCCGCGAUCGAACCCUGUCCAUCGGCCGAUGACUUUUCCAGCCGUCUUCGAGUAUCGCUCGAAAAUUGGAUAGAGCAACAGAAACGGACUAUUUGGUUCAGAGUGGACACGACUCAUAGCCACUGGAUACCCGAGCUCACUCGCAACGGCUUCAAGUUUCAUCACGCCAAGGGUGACCUUGCUAUGCUCUAUCGCUGGCUACCCGCCAACGAGACCUGUAACGUGCCACCCUACGCUCACACCAAUAUUGGAGCUGGUGCUGUUGUGCUCAACGAGGCCAAUCGCCAGAUACUCGUGGUCAAAGAGCGACACGGACUCGCAACCAAUCACUGGAAACUACCUGGAGGCUACGUCGAGCCUGGCGAGGACAUUUGCGAUGCAGCAGAGCGCGAGGUACGCGAAGAAACUGGAAUCAUAGCCAAGUUUAAGUGUCUUAUCGCGUUUCGACAUGUUCACUCCUAUGCUUUUGGAUGCUCCGAUAUAUAUUUCGUUAGCUGUCUUACCCCUCAAACUUUUGACAUUACUCAGGGUAAUCGAGAGAUUAGUGAGUGUCAAUGGAUGAAGCUUGAAGAUUUUAUAGCUCAUCCUCAAGUUCAUGACAACAAUCGUCAACUAGCAAUCAAGGUUCAAGAGUAUUUGCAAGAUAAAAAAGCCAUCACUAUGAGCAAAGCCAUACAUCCUAUUAGUGGGAAACGUCUAUGUGUUUAUGGUAUUGCUGACACCAAAGAUGAUUAAUAUUAUGUUAUUUAUGUUAGUUACCAUUUUUUGUUGUAUAAACAGGGCUCAUUUUCACCAAUUUGGUACUGUUUGUUACAAUUAUUGUCACAUGCAGCAGCACAAUUGUUUUAUUAUGAAUUUUCACUUUUAUAAGUUGUGAAUAGUUCAUUGAAUAUCUCUUUGUACAUAGCGACACAAAUUUUACAUACCAAAGUGCCUAAAGAUAUCACGGUAUAUUAUUGUGGAUAAUUAUAUUAUUAUUAAUAAUUGACAAACCUUUUUAAUAAUUCUCAUAACCUAGAGAAAUUUCAUACUGUACAUUUUGUCCAACAAGGCAGAGAUGAUAAUCAAAUGUAAAUUGUAUUAUACUUUGUUGAAAUGCUUUUUAUAACUUGUUGAUAGGUUUUUAUUUAUUUUAAAUGUCAAUGCAGUUGUGGUGGUAAAACUGGAUUUUACCUAAUAAAUGAUAAAACUAA
Trichogramma pretiosum is the source of this 1524-nucleotide messenger RNA. RefSeq names its product nudix hydrolase 7. Gene Ontology annotation, molecular function: ADP-ribose diphosphatase activity; NAD binding; NADH pyrophosphatase activity. Lineage: Eukaryota; Metazoa; Arthropoda; Insecta; Hymenoptera; Trichogrammatidae. The record is from RefSeq and is a predicted model, not a curated record. The coding region runs from base 203 to 1066 and encodes 287 amino acids. The transcript is spliced from 3 exons.